AUGGCCACCGCCACGAGCACUUCGCCUGCUACGCGCUCCUCGACCCUGGCCGACCACCCCAGCCUCCAGCCCGCCUUUCACCUCACCAUCAUCAUCGGUCCUGCCACGCCCGUCGGCUCGCUCUCUCGCGGCACGCCAUUGACCGUCGUCCCACUCAUUUCCGGCACCUUUGUGAGUGAACCAGGCUUUCCUGUCAGAGUGGAUGCGAGGUUGAAAGGCCCGGGCGUGGAUUAUGUGCAUAAUGAUCCCGAUGGAGGGCGGAUGCGGCUGCGGAGUGAUUUGGUUGUUGGGUGA
Cladophialophora psammophila CBS 110553 is the source of this 294-nucleotide messenger RNA. RefSeq lists its product as uncharacterized. The record is from RefSeq and is a predicted model, not a curated record. The transcript has a single exon. NCBI's taxonomy places the organism in Eukaryota, Fungi, Ascomycota, Eurotiomycetes, Chaetothyriales, Herpotrichiellaceae. The coding region runs from base 1 to 294 and encodes 97 amino acids.